This is a messenger RNA of Meloidogyne enterolobii, 711 nucleotides long. Lineage: Eukaryota; Metazoa; Nematoda; Chromadorea; Rhabditida; Meloidogynidae. The record is from the annotation of a GenBank genome assembly.
AUGGAUAAAAAUAAUUUGGUGCAGUUAAUUCAUUAUGGCCGUUCAGAAUUAAAAACUUCAGAUCACCGUCCAGUUUAUGCAAUAUUUCAAUUAAAUUCAUUAAAAUUUGAUUUCGACAAGGCUGAGCCGAUAAUUCGGGAUAUUAUUUGUUCUAUUGGCCCUCCACAUUCUUGUGUUCAAUGCUUUAUUUCUAACAAUUCUCUUAAUGUGUUCCCAAAACAACUGUGCAAUGAAAUUUUUAUGAAGCUUUGUGAACUUGGCAGUGUUCCUAAACUUUCCAAAUUAGAAGGCCAAUAUUUAUUUAUCAUUUUCAAAACUGGAUUAGAUGCUUUAGCAGCAUUAAGUAUGGAUGGAAUAAUUUUAUCAACAGGGCAGGAAUUGAAAGUUGAGCUUAAAAAUGAAGGAAAAGGGGAAGGAGGGGGAAGGGGAAUUGAAUGGUCUGAAAAAAUUAUUAAAAAUGUAAUUAAAGCUUUGGAAAAAUCAAAAAAGGAAGAAAAAGAAUAUUUAAUUAGUAAAAAAAUAAAUAAUAAUAAUAAAUUGUUGGAUGGAGAAGAAAUUUUAAUUGAUGAUGAGGAUGUAGAUGAUUUGGCUGAUGGGGAUGAUGGAAUUGUUAGCAAUCAACAACAACGUUCUAGAGGAGUAACACCAAUAUUUGAUCAAUCUGUUGAAAACGAUUUCUCUUUAAUUAACAUUUCGGAUGUGCCGAAAUGA